CAAUCCUGAACGAAAACAAACCUAUACAUAAUCACUAUAGUGUCGGAAGGCUUCUAGAGCCGGAGAUUAAGCAAGCCAUUGUGAAGUGAUCUAGCCCAGGAUUAUUAUAUUAUAAUUCCCAACAUUGUGUGAGGACGGCGUUCAAAACAUUUAUUUCAAAUGGAAUUUAUUUUCACCUGCGUGGUCAGUUCUGUAUGGUUUCUUUUGCCAGAUCUUGCCGUUAUUACAGGGAAAAUUCACAUGUAACAGCUGGUUUUCUAGGUACUCUAGGGGGACAGAAAAGUACCAUAGUGACUCCGAGCCGUCAGCUAGUAAGAAGUGGGGAGUAGCUUGGUACAAACAAGAGUAUCCAAGCAACAUGGAAACUGUGAAUACAACGGACCCAGAACAGCUUGUCCAGGAUGUGUCUAGUACUGCCGUUCUUACUCCUUUGGAUGAUGACUUGGUUGGUGAGAUACAAGAGAUUAAAGACCGUGGAAACUGGACUGGGAGGUUUGACUUCCUGAUGUCCCUUCUUGGAUACUCUGUCGGACUUGGCAAUGUUUGGAGAUUCCCCUACCUAGCCUACAGCAAUGGUGGAGGAGCAUUCCUGUUCCCAUUCAUCCUAAUGUUGUUGCUGCUUGGAAUACCUCUCAUGUUCAUGGAGCUGGCAUUUGGACAGUUUGCUGCACUUGGACCAGCCGUUAUCUAUGACCGAUUCUGUCCACUCUUUCAUGGAUUGGGUUAUGGUAUGAUCACAGUAUCAGGACUGGUGGCAAUUUACUACACUGUCAUCAUAGGCUGGUGUAUCCUCUAUCUGUUUCUCUCCUUCACGGCGGAACUGCCCUGGGAAAAGUGUGGAGAAUGGGCUACAGAAUACUGCUAUGCACAUAGAGAAGCUGAGGCCUGUCAUGCAGUUAAUCACAGCGUCUACUACCACCGGCAGUGCUAUAAUGAAUCCAUGGCAGAGCUCUUCAAUAUCACCGAGCUUGCCAAAAAUCAGACAAGACAUGCCCCAGCUCAAGAUUUCUUUGAGCAAGGGGUCCUAAAUAUGUCAACUGGUAUUGAAAACAUGGGUAACAUCCAAUGGAAGAUAGCCCUGUGUCUCCUCGCAGCUUGGACCUUGACUUUUGCCGCUCUCAGUAAGGGAGUCAAAUCCACAGGAAAGGUUGUUUAUUUCACAGCUCUGUUUCCUUAUGUUGUGUUGUGUAUCCUUUUCUUCCGUGGAAUCACCCUGCCUGGUUCUAUUGUGGGAAUAGAGUAUUACCUGACACCCAGAUUUGACAAGCUGGGAGAUGCAAAAGUGUGGUCAGAUGCAGCAGCCCAGAUUUUCUUUGCUCUAAGUCCUGCCUGGGGAGGCCUCAUCACACUCUCCAGUUACAACAAAUUCCACAACAACUGUUUCAAAGAUGCAAUGAUAGUUUCUAUCGGAAAUAUUUGUACGAGUAUUUUCGCAGGAUUUGUCAUUUUCUCUAUCAUUGGUUACCUCGCCCAGGAACUGAACAUGCCUGUGGAUAAAGUGGUUGACCAAGGUGCUGGUUUGGCAUUUAUCGUUUACCCUGAUGUGGUUACCAGGUUACCGGUCUCUCCUCUUUGGUCCAUUCUAUUCUUUGUGAUGAUGAUCACGCUUGGUAUGGGUAGUGAGUUUGCCCUGUUGGAAACUGUACUGACUGCUGUUCAGGACACCUACCCACAGUUGAGGAGUAAGAAGACAUGGGUUGUCUUUGUUGUCUGCAUCAUUGGAUUCCUCUGUGGAUUGUCAGUUACCACAAGUGGUGGAAUGUACCUGCUUCAGUUAAUGGAUGCGUACGUGUCCAGUUGGAUGGUUUUCGUGAUGGCUGCACUUGAAUGCAUAAUAGUUGGAUGGAUAUAUGGCGGUGAGAGAUUCAUUGAGGAUAUAGAACUGAUGAUUGGUAGACAACAGAGAUCAUUUCAUACAUACUUUAAAGUCUUUUGGCAAUUCCUUUCGCCAAUUACACUGCUGGGUGUAUUGGCUUUCAACCUGAUACAAUACAGGCCGCUAAAAUUUGACAAGUAUGUGUAUCCUGUAUGGGCCAAUGGUUUAGGCUGGCUUCUAUCUCUUAUACCCAUGCUUUUCAUCAUCUCCCUGAUGAUAUAUCAACUCAAGAAUGUAGCCCCAAGAGAGCUUAGUUUGGGGGAGAAAUUCCGAUAUUUACUUAAACCAUCCAAGGAAUGGGGACCUGCACAUAAAGUACCUACAUUUAAAUUGGAAGAGGACGAGAUUGUUGGUGAUAAUAAUACUAUAUCAAAUCCUAACUUUUCUUCAUCAAAUCCUUUUGAAACGAAGAUUUAAAAGACCUGUUACAAGAAAAAUGGAAUUUUGCCCACUACAAAUAACACCUACAUUUGGUCAAAUUGGUUUGAGGGCAAAAUUCCAUUGUUCCUGUAGCAGGUCCUUUUAAAAUCAAGAUGUUCAGAUCAGGGUGAUAUUUUUCAGUCUGGUUCACUUAGGUGUUUGUUCAAUUUCGCCACAGUUUGUUUCUCUAAGCAACAAUAAUCCUGAACACAGUUGUUAGCACAAACUGCCCCAGGCUUGGUACACACAGGGGCUGCACAAACUGCCCCAGACUUGAUACACAUGGGUGUAGUUAGCACAAACUGCCCCAGACUUGAUACACAUGGGUGUAGUUAGCACAAACUGCCCCAGGCUUGGUACACACAGGGGCUGCACUAACUGCCCCAUGCUCAGUUCACUCGGGUAUCAUUAGCACAAACUGCCCCAGACUUCGUACAUACAGGGGCUGUUAGCACAAACUGCCCUAGGACCAGUACACUCGGGUAUCAUUAGCACAAACUGCCCCAGACUUGGUACACACAGGGGCUGCACUAACUGCCCCACGCUCAGUACAAUCGGGUAUCAUUAGCACAAACAACCCAAGGCCCAGUACACUCGGGUGGUAGCACAAACUGCUCUGAACUCAAUACACUCAGCAUGUCGACAUGAACAACAAAGUAGCCCCAUUCUAGAACAGAUGAGGAAUAUAAAAACAAACUUUCAACUGUAUAUCCAUGAACUUGCUGGAAGGUCAAAAGUCUUAAUUGAAGAGCUGUGAAAAGAUAACAAAAGUUUGGCUACAUUAGCAGCUUAAAUGUUUAUAAUCUGGUAAAGUGGAUGGUGUUACCAUCAAUUUUCAUCAGAUAAGGUACAUAUUCUGUAUAAAAAAAAAGAAAAAAGAAAAAAAUGGGUCAAAUGGAAUCAUUGAUAAUUUUCAAUCAUCCUUGAUACACAGGACCCAUAUGCUUCCACAUUGAUAUGAAGCAUUAUGUAGAGUUAAAAUAAAGUUAAAAUGAUCACAAUUUUGUCUUCAAAUCUGUCUAUCUUCAGUUUAUAUGUGUAUGUACACCUAAAAUUAAACUGAAAAUGUGGUAUCAACUAAAAACAGUAGUUAGUAUUGAAUGUAAUGUUUUAUUAACUUAAGGCCUUGUGGCUCAAGUAAUUAAGUACAACACAGUGAUUUGGUAACUCAUGAUCAUAUGUUGAACAUUUUGUUAAAUACAAAAAAAUAUUAUCGACAUGUGAAGAAUUUAUAUACAAAUGUAUAUAUUCAGUUCAUUUAAUUUGUUAUUUUGUUAAAUGUUGGGUCAGACAAGGUGUUAGUAUAGAUCCCAGAUCUGAACAUCUUGGAAAAAAAUAAGGACCUAAGGUACACAUGUGUUUAAUAGUGUGGAUGGAUGAAUUGCUUAAACCGCCAGAUUAAAACAAAAACAUUUUGUUAUUGUGAGGUAUGUAGACACACAAAUGCACCUUCCCUUCAUAACUGUUUUGAGAUGUCAUUAUGCAAGAUGAGGUCAUUUUGAUUUUUUAGUGAAUAUUUGCUUUAAAUCUAUUUUCAUCACCAGUUUUGAUUACAGAUAUGUAAAAUUGAUUCAUAUCUUGAAAUAUUUCGUACAAAAGUUGACAAUAUGAUCAUAAUCUUUAUUAAAGGAAAAUAUGCUUUUGAUGUUCCUUGAUGAAAAGGAUGAUCUCUUCUACAGUGAUAUUUAGUGAAAUGGACAUUCUGUUUAUGUGUUUACAUUUGUCUUUUAUUGAAUUGAAUUGAAGGAAGUGUCUUUGAUUUCACUCUGCUCAUACCAGGUAAUUAUUCUUCAGUAUUAAGGGCUGGCAGAAAUUACAUAAACAAUUCAUAUUUAUUUGAAUAUUGAGGAUUAAUUACAAGUUUGAUAAGUAUAAGUUGUAAGAUUAUGAAAUAAAUGUUAUUUGUUAUCCAAAAUUAGCAUUAAAAUUAUUAAAAACAUAACUUUGUACAUUGGAUUUAGAAAAAAUAUGUUGAUGAAUUGUUUUCUCAGGAUAAUGCACACCAGAAUAAGACUUUUGUAAAUUUUCAGGUAUACCCGAUAUUUAUCCACCAACUUUAAUAUGUGGUUAUCACUUUACUGUCUAGAUGGGGUACAUUGUUGUUCAAGUUUCAUAUGUUUUAGUAGGCGGUACAGCUGUAUCUAUUUCCUACUUUGAAGUAUUAACAUUUUAUCUUUUUUUAUCGUUAAUGCUGCACUUUGUUAUUAUUCUGCUCUCACAACUAUUUUACAUGUACUAUAAUAAUAAAUACCUAACCAAUUUUACUUCUGUACUAUUGUUAUCAAGUGCUAGUUCUAUUUUGAGUGCUGACCAUUUAUUUUUAAUUUAAACUCCUGUUUUUGAUGCGUAUAAAUUAAAUAUAACCUAAACUUUAAUUAGACCUAAGUGCUCAUUUGUAUAUGACCUUCAAAUUUGACUGACAGGUAUGGGGUUUUCCGUCAGUCCAUCCGAUGUUAACUUUUGUUUGUCCGGAUAUCUCCUACAUUAUUUGACCGAUCUCUUUGAAACUUGAUAUACAGUAUAAUCAUUAUAUAAAAUUGUGUUUUCCCUUAAAGAACUUUGAUUCAACUAUUUUUGCAAAAGUUGUUCCCCUUUGUUUAUUUCAGUAUUUGGUUGGUUUUUUUUACGAAGAUCUAUAUUUUUCAACGAAUCUCUUUGAAAUUUUGAAUGCAUUUUAGUCAGGAUAUAAAGUUAUGCCCCCCACCCAUAUGAUUUGAAUAUUUUUGCAAAAGUUAUUGCCUCUUUGUUUAUAUCUAGUACUUGAGUCUUGUCCGUAGAUCAACUAGGUAGGCUUCACAAUCGGAUAUCAAGUUGUGUUUAGUGAGUAGGUAGACUGUAGUGAAAGGUAAGAUUGAUAGCAUGGCAGCUAGCCACUCUAAAUUGAUGUGAAUCUUAUUUUCAAACAAGAUAUAUCAGCCCUGCAGUAAUUGCAAUUAAGGAUUACAGGACAUAAUUAUUUUGUUACUUGAAUCAUAUCCCUAGUGCUAUAAUUCUGUAUGUGAUACAAUUUCAUAUUUUCAAAAUUUUAGUCAAGAUUUGUUCCUGAUUAAUGAGUUAUUGCUUUGAAAGUUUCUUUGUUUUGAAACUGGGUACAAUAAGUCUGCAGUCUUUGUUUACAAUAAGACCUUUAGCAUGUUUAUUCAUACAAUUUCUACAUUGACUCUGUAUAUACAAAUAUUGAUCAAAGGGUAAUAAUAUCAUGCACUUAAAAAGGAUGUACAAGUAUUGAAAACUAGAAAAUAUUAUUUACACAAUUGUUCUAGAUUAGUUUGAUUUUAACUUUAGCCUAGGUGUUACGAUACACAGUCAAUUUCAUGCUUUUAUUUCCUCCAAAAGUAGGGAUCUGGAAGUUUUGAAUCUCUUACAAAUAUAUUUUACAUGUAUUAUAAUUAUGUUAGUGCUUUGAUAAUUGACAUUUGUACAUUUGUCAUCAUGCAGCAUUAUUUUUACCUCACUCUUGUGUGUAAUGUACAUAGUCACAAUGAGUUACUUUUACUGAACUAUUUUCAUAUCAUUAAUGUGCUUUAUUCGUAAUCUCUUUCUGUACGAUAUGCUUUAUGAAGAAUCUCGCCUAAAUGAAGUGCUUUUGCUGUAACUUUUCAUUCAAUGUGCUUUAUUAAAGUACCUCUCUAAAUGAAGUGUUUUUGCUUACGUUUUCAUAUUGAUAGUGAUUUUGUUGCGAAUCUCAAGCUGAAUGACCUGUAAAAUCAUUAUUUUCUGUUUGUGUUACGCUUAUAUUGCAUUCUCAGUUAUUUGCUUAUAAUGUGCAUCUUGAAGACAUAUCUUAAGAAAUUCUUACAUACAGAAGCUGUGAUGUAUACUGUUGCUUACGCUGUAGCAAGUCUUUAUUUAAAUAGUUUGUUAUUGUUUUCAUCAAAUCACCAUAGAGGAUUGUCUCUAGACAGUGUACAGGUCAUGAAAAUGUGAAAUAUUUCAUGCAAAAUGCAAAAAAAAAAAAAAUGUAUGUUUUAAUAGUGACAGCCUCAGCAAUGCAAAAUUGGACUUGAUACACAAUGUCUUUCAGUAUACAAUCAGGACAGAAGGUCAAUAAAACGUGCCUUCAUCCCGCAUAAUGUGUUCCCAGGAAGUGUCACACUCUUCUGCACAACAACAUUCGACUUGGACCUUGUACAGGUCUGUGUGACGACACUUCAACAACAUUCGAUUGCAUUUUCUAUAAUAACACAUUUCUGUUUUAAUAUGUGAUAUUGCAACAUUUUGCAUCCAUUUUGUUGUAAUUCUAAAUGUGUGUUGAAUUAUUUCUAAUAUUGUUAUUUUUUAAUAACAGUUGUUAUGCAGUACAAUGUUGAUAUUUUCAAUUUUAAAGUGUGAUAGUUGCUGUAUAGUGUUGUACAUCUAUCGAUAAUGUUUACAUGAUACAUUUGCUGUAUAGUGAUGUAUAAGUAAUGUAACAUGACUAUUAAAGUGACUAUUAAAGUGACUAAUAUUCAAAACCUUAUUAGUCCUACAUUUAACAGUCCAAAUAUUCCAAACAAUUUCUAGAUUCUGUGAACAAUUCUAGAAAUAUGUUUCUGCUUUUAAUGAAAGUGUUGGACUUUCGGAGUCAAGUUGUGCAGCAUCUAUGUAAAAGUUUGUAUAUUUGUGGUGUCAAGUUGCUCGCUGGAUUUUUCAGGUUAAUAUUUUAAUCAUAUCUUUUGGUCUUUGUGAUAGUAAUAACACUAUAGAUUAUUCUUUUGUUGAAAUCUUUUUGCUGUCAAACCACUUUAAUCUAUUGUUGUUGAAACCUGUUUGCUGUAUAUUAUGCUCAACAGUUUCAUACUUACUAAACUCUUAAAAUCACACAUCAUAUCAUGGAUUUCUUUUCUUAUUUUUAAACAAUAUGGUAAUUUUGGUAUUUAUUGUCACACAACUAUAUCUUUUUCUUUUUGUUCUAUAUGGUACCUACCAAAGAGAGAUUAUGAUGACUUGUGUACAAUGUAGAAUUUGAAUGGUAAUUGAACUGAAACUGACCAUUUGGUAUCGGAUUGGAAGACUUAAGUCAAGGUUACACAACAUUGUAUGAUUGGAACAGUAACUGUAAUGAAAUUAAGAAACAUUGCCAAACUGUUACAAAAGUUGGAAAACAAGCAGAGUUUAAUCCAUUGCACAUCAUAGUGCUUUUGAAUUCAUUUUUUGCGUAUUCAUUACGUGACUUUGUCUAAAUAUGUAAAUUUGUCUUUGUAGUACAAAUAUAUACAUGUACAUGAUAGUUUACCAUAGCAAUUAGUCAUACUUCUAUGUAUGGUAGCCUUAUAAUUUGUUCUCAUAUGGAUCAGUUAUAUAGAAUGAGGUCGGACCCUGGUGUUAAAUACUUCAUUCUUGGUUAUAAUGGCAUGUUUAGUCGCUGUGCCCUUACCUAAAUAAGGAUUUACGCUUUCCUUACCUAAAUAAGGAUUUACGCUUUCCUUACCAUUGGAAAACAGUAAAGUCAAUAUGCAUAUUAUAUAUAAGAUUAUCCUUUUAUAAAGAUCUCUGCAUAUUUAGCAAGAGCUUGUUUGUAAAACCAGAACUUAUCAUAUACUUGAAGAGAACUUUAACAAUUGUGGUAAAUGCAUUUUAAACACUGACCCUGUUGUGGCUCCAUAAAUGGUAUAUACUGACUUGGUUCUGGCUCAGUAAGGCAAUGCUAGAUACUGGCCCUGUUCUUAUCAAUAAGGCACCGCUAGAUACUGGUUCUGGCAGUAUGCAAAUUUAUUCUGAUGACAAAAUAUUAAUAGUGUGUAUCAGGCCAUCAGAUGAUACUGUAUAAACAUGUUUUCUUAAAUUCAGACGGUGUAUACUCCCUAGUCAGGGUUCAGAAAAAAAUGUAAAUCUUGAACUCCUGCACUCACAGGCAGGCUGUUACUUGAUUAACAAUCAUGUUUUAGUUCUCAUUGUCUGGUUAAAAUUGUUAAGAUUUUCACCAGACUGAAUACGAUAUUUCCUGAAAUCAGGUUUUUCACUGCAGGGAUGGAAGACCCUGGAAAUCAUAACUUUAUGCAGUUUUAUUUGAAUACAAAAUAUAUAGUUUUUGUUUAAUUUAUGGAAACUUGAAAUUCCUGAUGUCACUUGUGUGACUGCCAUUGGGCAAUGUAUAUUUACCUAUAAAGGCCAAAAGUGAUUGAGUCUAGACCACCAAACAUACCUCAAAAACCAUUAUAAUGCCAACGUAAUAUAUAGGCAUAUCAAGAGCUACCUCGUCUCCUAGCAACAUAUAUGUAGUCUCAAUCAUGUACAAUUUGAGGUGCAUACUUUAUUGUACUGCUAUUAAGAAGUGAGCAUCACGGGUCCAACUAAUCAAAAAUUAUCUUAUAUAUGUACAUUGUAUAUAUAUUUGGUCAAUAUAGGAACUUCAAAUGGUAGCUUCAGUCAAAAAGUAUUAUCUUACAUGCGGGUAAGGGAAACUAGGAUAUGGAGAAAAUAACUGGCUUUUUCAGGUCGACUCAAGUCAAAAUUGAAAAUCCCUCUUCAUUCUGUUGAAGGGAUUCCGAUGAAUCUUAAUAGACAUAUUAAGCACAUAAUCCUGACAAAAUGCUAUUUUUGUGAGUUGUCGAGUAUUAAUGAUGUUCGCUCAGCCUUAAACUCAAAUACUACUGAAUAAAUUGGGUACUUAUGAAAAGAUGCCCCCACUAAAUGUGCCCCCUUAUGAGAGUGAUAUAUCCAUGAAGGCCACUCAACGAUCUCGUUAAAGUUUUUGUUUCUGUUUGUUAUCCUUUACUUAUAAAGAAAUGUUAAAUUCUCCCUUAAUGUGUAAUGAACAAUGUGUAAGUAAAGCUUACAUUAUCAUUAUAUUCCUCCGAUGCCCUCUUGUUUGACAAUCCAAUUGCCCGUGUACCUUGGAAAAACUUUCAUUUUGUCUACUAAGCAUCAUAAUUUCUCCAUGACCACGAAUCUGAUACUGAUAUGUUGGAUUCAUUACUACCAUUUUCAGCGAGAACGUUUCGUAAGCUUAGCCCCUGAUAAUUAUAAUGAAUUGAAAAUAUAUCAUCAGCAACUGAUUUGAUAAUGUAAAUAUAUAUGUAACACUAUUUACCUGGUUGAAGUGCUCACUUUUAUUUUACUAAUAUAUUCAUGUUUGUUUUCACCUACAGACCAAUGGGAGUAGUGGUGUUUUAUUAGAUAAAUUUGUAACAUAUUUCACUGAAACCAAAACAAGUUACAUCUGGACCAGGCAUACGAUAUUCAUCAAUCUUCCGUAUUGUUAAUGUGCAUAAAAUUUAAAUUAAAAUCAUGUUAGAUUGUAUGGGUAUCCUAUGUCUGUCCCAUAUGGUUUUAUUUCCUGUCCCUCCCGGUAGACAUACACAAAUAUAUUUUAGUUAGAUACUGGUUUACCACCUACCAGUAAUACUAAACCCAGCAUUAGAUAGUGUCUCUACGCCUUAUCAUACUGCUAGGGCAGUGGAUUAAAGCGAAUAGAUAGAAUCUGACUAGUCCACCUUAUAGCAGCUGUAGUUAGGGGGAGGGUAUAGAAAUAAUUGCGUGUCUGGUAUCAACAGUCUUGGAACCCACGGUCCAUAUAUGCAUUGUAGUAUCAAGGGUAGUAACUCCACAGGCAGACCAUUUUGUUCAGUGCAAAAUAUUGAAUGUUUGCUAAUGUAUUAAGAACAUUGAAUAAGUUUUACUAAAGGAAUCAUAUUGUAAAGCUAGAACAUAUAGUCAUUCCAUAUUUUUGAAUUCCGCACACGCAAAUGUCUACCUAGCCUUAUCUACCUACUUUUUCGAAUUCGUUCUGUCAUAACUAGAAUGAAUAUUCAUACCCUGUCAGAAAUUGUCCCUCAAUCGUCCAAAAUCGUCCAGAGCUAUGUUAUCCGAUGCUAUGUCAAACUUGCUCAAUGCUUGGCAACUUUCUUAGUGUACACUGUUGGAAAGAUUCAACAUUUCUCUUUGCGGUGAUAUAUAUUGGGAUUUACGAUUCAUAGUUAAUAAAAAAAAAUACAAAUUGAUUGAAAAAAAAAUCUUGUCCGGUUUUCUGUACUGGGGAGUUACUACCGUGAUACUCUUUAAUACAUAUAAAAUGGACCGUUGGUUUGGAAAAGUCCCUAUGACAUCUGUGUAAAUAGGCGACAUAGACACUGGUUUCUCUUAACAUGUACAUGUAUAUAAUUAAAAAUACCAUGCCCAUUAAAUUAAAAUAGACUGGAAAAAACAUUAUUUGCAAGCCAUUUCCUUGCAGUCUUCAGUGUAGGGAGUGAUUUGAAUUUUUUUUUUGACCGUGACCGCAAGUUUUAUAUUCUUUUGGUGUGAUGUGUAACAUUGUCAUUACUCCGUGCUAAAAUUGUGUUAAGGUUUUGUCCCGGAAGGUUUCGGUUUUAAGUUUGAUCAAAUAACAGCAACUUGAUGUUUUAUAUAUACGUCGAUUUUUCAGUACGAAUUGUUGCCGAAAUGUAAUGAAUGCAUUUUACACUGUUGUAUACAUGUCAUUAAAGUUGCUGAAUCGUG
Pecten maximus is the source of this 10714-nucleotide messenger RNA. Its product is annotated as sodium-dependent proline transporter-like. Gene Ontology annotation, cellular component: membrane. The record is from RefSeq and is a predicted model, not a curated record. Gene Ontology annotation, biological process: sodium ion transmembrane transport. The transcript is spliced from 16 exons. NCBI's taxonomy places the organism in Eukaryota, Metazoa, Mollusca, Bivalvia, Pectinida, Pectinidae. Bases 359 to 2293 code for a protein of 644 amino acids.